AUGUUCUUUGCACGACGCACCAACCGAAUCCUCUCAAAGGCAGUGAGGUACACCCAUGACCUGAGUGUAUUCUCAUCCUCACGCCUGAUCGGCAAGACUGCUCUCAUCACCGGCGCGUCCUCUGGUAUCGGCGCGGCGACCGCCGAGCUGUUCGCGCGCGCCGGCGCCAACGUUGUCAUCCUCGCGCGUCGGCAGGCGCUCCUGGACGAGGUCAAAAAGAAGUGCAAGGACGCGCAUGAGGCUUUCGGGUUCAGGAAUGCCAAGGUCGUCGCGUUCGAGAUGGACAUGACGGAUAGCAAGGCGAUUGACGGGAUCCUGGACAAGACGGACGGGCUGCCGGUGGAUGUCCUCGUCAACAAUGCCGGCCUUGUGCGCGGUCGCGAGCAAAUUGGCGACAUUUCGGCCGAGGACAUCGACGUCAUGUUCCAGACUAACGUGAUCGGCCUAUUCCACCUCACUCAGGUCAUGGUGCGCGACUUUAAGAAGCGCAACACUGGAUUCAUCGUCAACCUCGGCUCCGUGGCCGGCAUUGAAUCGUAUGUCGGCGGCAGUAUCUAUUGUGCAACCAAGCACGCUGUCCACGCCUUCAGCGCCACACUUAUGCGCGAGCUCGUCAACACCAACAUCCGGGUUGCCGAAAUCAUGCCCGGCAUGGUGGAGACCGAGUUCAGCGUCGUACGCUACCGGGGCGACAAGGAACGCGCUCAUGACGAGUACAAGGGCCUAACGCCGCUGACGGGUGAGGACGUGGCCGAGGAGAUUGUGUGGGUUGCGAGCCGGCCCGAGCAUGUCCAAAUCGCCCAAAUCCUCAUGUUCCCAAGCGCACAGGCUAGCGCGACUGUCAACUAUCGCAAGCCGGAGUAG
Molecule: messenger RNA, 864 nt
Organism: Cutaneotrichosporon cavernicola
Lineage: Eukaryota; Fungi; Basidiomycota; Tremellomycetes; Trichosporonales; Trichosporonaceae
Exons: 5
Coding region: 1-864 (287 amino acids)
Cellular component (GO): cytosol
Molecular function (GO): oxidoreductase activity
Source: RefSeq, a predicted model, not a curated record